GUAAACAUCAAUUAUUGAUGCGAUCAUCUCAGGAGUGGACCCAUCCUUCCAACAACUCCAAGUUCCACUGCCAUUGCAAAGUGCAAUGUAACCAAUCUGCAUCGUCCUCUUCUCUUCUCUCCCUCACAUAACCAACCAAACCGACUAACUGAAAAUAAACAAAAUGGUGUCGACGUUCGAGAAGAAGAAGAACCUGAGCAAGCUCAUCAUCCCUUCAUCUUCUUCUUCCCCAAAUCCAUCCCCAUCAAGCCCACACGUCAUUUUCAGUAGGUCCCACUCCUUCGUGGGCCCCUCUCCUCGCUUUGUCCCUUCCUCCACCCCUCUCUUCUUCCUCGAAGAAGAAGAAGAAGAAGAAGAAGAAGAAGAAUUACCAUUUGGUCCCGACCCCCCAAAAAUUGGACCUUCCGAUUUCCAUAUUCUUCGUGUUGUAGGACAGGGUGCCUUUGGGAAGGUCUUUCUCGUCAGAAAAAAAGGUGAUUGCUUCGACGACGCUGAUGGCGUGUUCGCCAUGAAGGUGAUGAGGAAAGACACCAUCAUUAAAAAAAACCACGUCGAUUACAUGAAAGCCGAGAGGGAUAUUCUCACCAAAGUCCUUCACCCUUUCAUCGUUCAGCUCCGUUACUCUUUCCAGACCAAAUCUAAGUUGUAUUUGGUGUUGGACUUCAUAAAUGGAGGGCAUCUCUUCUUUCAAUUGUAUCGUCAGGGUAUCUUCAGUGAGGAUCAGGCAAGGCUUUACACUGCUGAGAUAGUGUCUGCUGUUUCACACCUUCACAAAAACGGCAUCGUGCAUCGAGAUCUUAAGCCCGAAAACAUUCUUAUGGAUGCUGAUGGGCAUGUCAUGCUAACUGAUUUUGGACUGUCAAAAGAGAUUAAUGAAUUGGGGAGAUCCAACUCUUUUUGUGGGACUGUAGAAUACAUGGCUCCAGAAAUCCUACUGGCUAAAGGCCAUAAUAAGGAUGCAGAUUGGUGGAGUGUUGGUAUUCUGUUGUAUGAAAUGCUAACAGGGAAGGCACCAUUUACACACAAUAACAGAAAGAAACUUCAGGAGAAAAUUAUUAAAGAGAAAGUAAAACUUCCACCAUUCCUUACCAGUGAAGCUCACUCUUUGCUCAAAGGAUUGCUACAAAAGGAUCCAUCGACAAGGUUAGGCAAUGGGCCAAAUGGAGAUGGCCAUAUCAAAAGUCAUAAAUGGUUUAGGUCAAUCAAUUGGAAAAAAUUGGAGGCAAGAGAACUGGAACCGAAGUUCAAACCAGAUGUGUCUGCGAAAGAUUGUACAUCUAAUUUUGACCAAUGUUGGACAGCAAUGCCUGCUGAUGACUCGCCAGCACCCACACCUACAGCAGGUGACCAUUUCCAGGGCUAUACUUAUGUAGCACCUAACCCUUGGCUUUCAUCUAGAUCACUAGAUUGAAGAAGGAAAUUUGUACAUGGAUGAAUGAAUCAAGAUAUGACCUGAAUAAGACAAGUAACCCAAAUCUUCUCGCACAAAGGUGCCUUCCAAUCCGUUUUCAGAGUUAACUCUUAAAUGUAAAUUGUAAUGCUCAUUGCACAGAAUAGAGAAUGUUUAGUGGCUCUGAUGUGGCCUUUCAUGUUUGUGCAGUUUGGUUUAGUUCUUGUCUUAAAAGGUAAAAGAUUUGAAUUUCUUUGCCUUCCAUUCAGGUCAACAUUAAUAUAUUUGACUAGCCAGGGCCCAAAAGAGGCUGAAGGGGUAUAGCAUAUUUGACUUACUACUAUUUAUCUAGAAGAGUUGCACGCAUCAAAUUGUAUUGUGUCCUAUUUUUUGCAGCAACACAACUGACAGGUUGAUGCAUUUUAUCAUUGUUCCUACUUAUGUAUUUGUAAUUGUGUGAGCUAUUGAACACGUAGCUAUCAAAUGUUCUAUUUAUAAGAUUUAGAAAAAUAGAUAGUUGUUGGCA
Molecule: messenger RNA, 1916 nt
Organism: Glycine soja
Lineage: Eukaryota; Viridiplantae; Streptophyta; Magnoliopsida; Fabales; Fabaceae
Product: serine/threonine-protein kinase AtPK2/AtPK19-like
Exons: 6
Coding region: 164-1411 (415 amino acids)
Biological process (GO): protein phosphorylation
Molecular function (GO): protein serine/threonine kinase activity; ATP binding
Source: RefSeq, a predicted model, not a curated record